AAUUGUUUUGACAAUUAAUUGAUAACCACAGAUCCACGUGCUGGAAGUGAAAUGAAGGGCUAUAUUGUAAUAGUGCUUCUGUGUGCAUCCUCUGUGGAGUGCCAGCAAAGAGGUCUCUUUCCAGCCAUCCUCAACCUGGCCAGCAACGCUGACAUCUCCACCAACGCCACCUGUGGUGAAGUUCAGCCGGAGAUGUACUGUAAGCUGGUGGAGCACGUGCCACGUCACCGGCUCAGGAACCCGCAGUGCCGGACCUGCGACAGCCGAAGUGCCAACCUAAAAGAACGACACCCCAUCUCCAAUGCGAUUGACGGAACCAACCAUUGGUGGCAGAGUCCCAGCAUCAAGAAUGGCCGUCAGUUCCACUGGGUUACCGUCACUCUAGACUUGCGACAGGUCUUCCAGGUGGCCUACAUCAUCAUCAAGGCGGCCAACUCACCUCGGCCGGGGAACUGGAUCCUGGAACGCUCGAUGGACGGGGUGGAGUUCCAGCCCUGGCAAUACUACGCCAUCAGCGACGCAGAGUGCCUGUACCGCUACAACGUCACGCCCCGCCUGGGCCCCCCCACCUACAAGAGGGACGACGAGGUCAUCUGCACCUCCUACUACUCACGCCUUGUCCCUCUGGAGCAUGGAGAGAUACACACCUCCCUGAUCAACGGCAGACCGAGCGCAGACGACCUGACCCCGGAGCUGCUGGAGUUCACCUCCGCCCGCUUCAUCCGUCUCCGCCUACAGAGGAUCCGCACGCUCAACGCCGACCUCAUGACCCUCAGCUACCGCGACCCCAAGGAGGUGGACCCCAUCGUCACGCGCCGGUACUACUACUCCAUCAAGGACAUCUCCGUGGGUGGCAUGUGCAUCUGUUACGGACACGCUCAGAGCUGCCCCUGGGACCCGCUCACCAAGAAGCUGCAGUGUGUGUGCGAGCACAAUACGUGUGGGGAAAGCUGUAAUGAGUGUUGCCCGGGAUACCAUCAGCAACCGUGGCAACCUGGAACGCUGUCUGUAGGCAACACUUGCGAAAAAUGUAACUGCCACAACAAAGCGGAAGACUGCUACUACAGCCAGACGGUGGCUGUAGGCAGGAUGAGCAUGAACACGCAGGGGCAGUUUGUGGGCGGGGGCGUGUGUCUGAACUGCACCCAGAACACCGCCGGGGUGAACUGCGAGACCUGCUCGGACGGCUUCUACAGACCGCAUAAGAUGUCACCGUACGACGAGUUCCCUUGUGUCGAGUGUUUGUGCGACCCCCACGGGUCUCUGACUCUCAACUGCAUCAAGGACGAGAAGCACGCCAAGCCGGAGAAAGGUUUGCAUGCCGGCCAGUGUCUGUGUAAGGAGGGAUUCACCGGCGAGCACUGUGACCGAUGUGCGUUCGGCUACAGAGACUUCCCCCUGUGCACGCGCUGCAACUGCAGUCUGGACGGCAGCCUCAACAUCGACCCCUGCUCAGACUGCGUAUGCAAGGAUAAUGUCAUGGGAGCAGACUGUGACCUCUGCAAACAGGGCUUUUACAACCUGCAGGGGAGCGACCCAGAGGGAUGCACCGAGUGCUUCUGUUUCGGGGUGUCUGACGUCUGCGAGAGCACUCUGUGGUCCACUGUUCAGGUGGUCGCCAAGGACGUCUGGCUGCUUCCCACGGCUCAUAGCGACUCCAUCUACUCCCCCCCCCUCAUGGACGAGGACAACCACAUCACCCUCGUCAACGUCACAGGAAGCAGAACCUCCCACUUCCUGUCCUCCUGGGCCGCUCCCGAUCGCUUCUUGGGGAAUAAGCUGCCGUCAUACGGAGGCUUCCUGAACUACACCGUGUCAUACGACAUUUCCGUGGAGAACGUGGACAAGUCUCUUCCCUCUCACUUUGAUGUCGUUAUUGAGGGGAAUGGGAGAGCCCUGCGGCAGGUAGCCCCCCAGCAGCUCCUGUUGACUCCCCUGACGGAGAAGCGCGUCGCCUUGGAGCUGGUGUCGCGGAACUUUCUGGAUGUCCGCACGAGCCGGGCGGUAGAGCGGGACGAGCUGAUGACCGUCCUCGCCAACAUGGCCAGGCUUGUGAUCCGAGCGCACUUCAACACCAGCUCAGAGGGGCCGCUGAGGCUUAGAGUUGUAUCUUUGGACAUGGCAGACCCCAACGCCGCCACUCCGAAACAUGCCCUCGCUGUUGAGCAGUGCGAAUGCCCCUGGGGCUAUUUGGGGACAUCUUGCGAGUACUGCACCUCUGGAUUUUAUCGCGUUGACGGGAUUCUGUUCGGCGGGAACUGUCUCCAGUGUGAAUGCAAUGACCACGCCUCCGAGUGCGACACCAAUGGAGUCUGCCGGGACUGUACGCACAACACCACCGGGGCUCACUGUGACCAAUGUCUGCCCGGUUUCUAUGGCGACCCCACUGAGGGCACACCAGAGGACUGCCAGCGAUGUGCCUGCCCACUGACUGUGGAGUCUAACAAUUUCAGCCCCACCUGCCAUCUGAACGGCCCAGGAGAAGUGAUAUGCGACCAGUGCCAGCGAGGAUACACGGGCGCCUGGUGUGACAGGUGUGCUAACGGGUAUUACGGAGACCCCACGAUAGCCGGGCGGGGCUGUGAUGUGUGCCAGUGCAACAGUAACGUGGACCCCCAGGAGCCAGGCCACUGCGACGAGAGGACCGGGGAGUGCCUGAAGUGUGUGCGGCACACGGCCGGCCGCCACUGCGAGAGGUGCCGGGACGGCUACUUCGGCGACGCCAUCGUCGCCAAGGACUGCCAGGCUUGCGGUUGCCAUGGGAACGGUUCCUACUCCGCGAUCUGUAACGUGACGACAGGGCGUUGCGACUGCAAACCCAAUGUGGUGGGGGAAAAAUGUGAUCGCUGUCAGGCGGGGUACCACGGUCUCCUGAGUGGGGCAGGGUGCGCGGCGUGUAACUGCAGCCAGGCGGGGUCGCAGUCCACAGAGUGCGACGAGGAGGGAAGGUGUCGCUGCAUCCCAGGAGUGACCGGGGAUAAGUGCGACCGCUGUCAGCACGGCUACUACGACUUCCAGGACAGCGGCUGCACGGCAUGCGAAUGCGCCCACACCCACGGCAACUGUGACUCGGAGACAGGAGAGUGUAUCUGCCCCUCUCACACCUGGGGGCCCAAGUGUGAGCUCUGUGAGGACGACCACUGGGGCCACAACACAGUUACAGGGUGCAAGCCCUGUGACUGCAGCACGGCCGGCUCCUCCCUGACCCGGUGUGACCUCCUCAGCGGUCAGUGCCAGUGCAGCCCCGGGUUCACCGGCCAGAAGUGCAGCAGCUGCGCCGUGGGCUACAAGGCCUUCCCAGAAUGCACUUCCUGCAACUGCAACGCCAACGGCACGCGGGAGGAGUUCUGCGACGAGAAGCUGGGCGUGUGUGGCUGUGAGGACGACUGUGUGUGCAAGGACAACGUGGGAGGACCUGGCUGUGACGAGUGCAAGGUGGGGACGUUCGGCCUGGCCUCACACAACCCGGCAGGGUGCAGCCCCUGUUUCUGUUUCGGGGUGUCAACGGACUGCGAGGAGCUGGGAGGCCUGGUCAGAGCUGAAAUCACAAUGGGUGCGGAACUGGAGCCCCUACGAGUGGUCAGUCAGAGCAACCUGACCGGCACGCUGGAAGGUGUCUUCCUGCAUGACUCUGAUGUUCUGCUGGACGUCAGCCUGGUGCAGAGCUCCACACUAACCGGGCCUUACUACUGGAGACUGCCUUCCAGAUUCCAGGGCAACAAGCUGCUGUCGUACGGGGGCAAGCUGAGGUACACGGUCGUGUUCUUUGCUCUGGACGGUUCCGGUCUGGUCAAUUUCGAGCCUCAGGUGCUCAUCAGAGGGGGUCAUCAGAGAAAGCUGGUGAUCUACCUGGACAUGCCUACUCCAGAAAACGGGGCGAAGACCAGCCAGGAGGUCCCACUGAUCGAGCACAAGUGGAAGUAUUUCAAUUCCGUGUCGGACCAAGCCGUCAGUCACUCGGACUUCAUGUCCGUGCUGAGUAACGUGGAGUACGUGAUCGUCAAGGCCUCGUACGGGAGUGGGAUGCAGCAGAGCAGGAUCUCCAACAUCUCAUUGGACACGGCGGUGGAGGCGGAGGAGGGGCCGGUGGGUGCGGAGCAGGCUCGGUUCAUCGAGACGUGCGAGUGCCCCUCAGGAUACGCGGGCCUGUCCUGCCAGGAGUGCGCCCCUGGUUAUCACAGAAAGCCAAUGUCAGAGCUGAAUCUCAGAAUCCCACGCCCCCUCAUCCAGCCCUGUGUGCCCUGCCAAUGCAACAACCACAGCCAGUCCUGCGACCUGGACACUGGGGAAUGCCAGGGCUGCCAACACAACACAGCAGGGUAUCACUGCAACCUGUGCACCCCGGGGUAUUAUGGGAUAGUGGAGGGGUCUAUCAGCGACUGCUCCCUCUGUGCCUGUCCUCACGGCAACAAAAAGAGCUUCAGUCCCUCUUGUGUCCUCGAGGGCAGAGACGACUACCGCUGCGAUGCCUGCCAGCCUGGCUACGAGGGACAGCAUUGUGAGAGGUGUUCGGUGGGUUACUAUGGAAACCCCACGGAGCCCGACGGCCGGUGCCAGCCGUGCCGGUGCAGUCCGGCCGGGUCUGUGCACCCCCGCUGCGACACCCUGACGGGACGGUGCGAGUGCAAGCCGGGCGUGCGCGGUCACCUGUGCGAGGACUGCGAGGAGAGGCAUGUCCUGUCCGGAGACCAGUGCGUCUCCUGCAAUAACGACUGCACUGGGGUGCUGUUGGACAGUCUGGAUGGUUUGGAGAAGUCGGUCGAGUCCUUCAACUUUACAGGGAUCAUUCUAGCCCCUUACAGUCUGCUGCUGUCCCUGGAGAACGACACCCAGGAGGUCAAGGCUUUGUUGUCCCCGGAGAUGAGCCCCAGCUAUUUGUUGAGCGCAGCGGAGAAGCAGUUGGAAAAUGUUUCCAAAGACAUCGAUCUCCUGCAACAAAAGACAACCCAAACAUAUGGAGUUGCUGAAGAUUUGUCCGAGUCCACAGAGCAGAAGCUCACACGGGGAAAACUUCUACUAGAAUUCAUUGCCAAGGUCCAGGCAGCCACACAAGCCCUGGAGGAGGCGUCCAACAGCCUGAAUGAAACUCUGGAAGGCGAGCUGGUGGGGAACAGCACCCAGCUGGUGGACCAGGUGCUGCACCUACUGGAGACCAUGCGGGGCAUGGAUCUCUCGUACUGGACUGCCACAGCCUCUGACGAACUGAGUGCUGCAUCGUCCAUCUUACAGCAGGCACUGAAGGACUUCCACAAGCCCCAUCAGGCUACCAGAGAUCAGGCUGAGACCGUAAGCAACGUGCUAUCGGAUAAGUCCCUCCGGCUGCAGGAGGCCCAAGCCCUUCUGGCCACCGCCAAUACCAACAACAACCGUACCACACAGCUGCUGCAGAUGGCCUCUGACUACCUUAAAGACUUCCACGACCAGAGGGGGAACGUGAGCUAUCUGAGCCAGGAGGCAACAGCUGACCUGGACGAAGCUCAGGACAUCCUGGGUGAUGCUGUCAACAUGGUGGAGGAUUUGGUGAACGUCACUUCUCAGUUGGAAGGUGCCCGGGACGAGCUGGAGAUGUGGAAUCCGGCUCUGAGGAAGCAGGUGGACACCCUGGUGAUGCAGAUGAAGAUGAAGGAUGUUCUGGAGCUGGUGUACAGUGCAGAGGACCAUGCUGAGGAGCUGAGCAUAGAGGCCCGGUCUCUGGAGAGCUCUCUCUCGGACGUGCGGAACAUCUCUCUGAACGCCACCAGCGCCGUACACGCCAACUCUAACAUUCAAUCUGACAUCCAGGAGGCAGAGAGCAGGGCACAGGCCGCCAUUGCCUUAGCCACAGCUGCAUUCAACCUGACGGUGGCGGCAGGCAGUUCUGUCAGCGACCUGGGUAUUCGGGUUCUGCGGCAAAGCACUGAGAUCCUGGAGGAGGGUGUUAUUCUAAGCAAUAACACUGUUGGCCUCAUGGCGAAUAUGAGCGCAGCUAAAGAGCAGCUGAACUCCACCAGAGGGAGCUUCUCCAACAUCAGUAGGCGCUUUGCAGAGACCUCAGCUGUCCUCCGGAACAUGCCCAACGGCACCAGAGAGAAGGUCCUGGAGGCUAAGGAGCGGGUAGCCGCGGUCAACGUAUCCGUCCAAUCGGCCCUGAGGCGGCUGGAGGACGUCAGUCAGAAGCUGGAGGAGACGUCUUUAGCCGUGGAGCGGGCGAACGCCAGCGUGAAGAGUGCCAACGAGUUGGUCAGCGCUUCGGAGGAGACAACGAACGCGGCGGAGUCAAAGCUGCGGGAAGCGGAGACGCGGGCCGAGGGCCUCUUCGACCGUCUCAAGCCCCUGAAGACCCUGGGAGACCACCUGAGUAGGAACCUCUCCGAGAUCCGGGAACUGAUCAAGCAGGCCCGCAAGCAGGCCGCCUCGAUUAAAGUGGCGGUGUCGGCAGAGGGGGACUGUGUGAGAGUCUACCGGCCCGAGGUGACCUCCAGUAACUACAACACCCUGACGCUGACAGUGAAGACCACCGAGGCAGACAACCUCCUGUUCUAUAUGGGCAGCAGCUCCAGCGUGGAUUUCAUGGCACUGGAGAUGCGUCGUGGGAAGGUAGCAUUCCUGUGGGACGUGGGCUCCGGACACGCUAAACUGGAGUACCCCGAUAUCCAGAUCAACAACAACAAGUGGCACCGUAUCCAUGCCACCAGGUUCGGAAAGCAAGGCUCGCUGACCGUGCAGGAGCUGAAAUCAGAUGAGAACCCAGUGGUGAAGACCACCUCGCCUGGAUCUGCCACAGUGCUGGACGUGAACAAGUCCACGUUGAUCUUUGUCGGCAGCCUGGGUGGCCAGAUCAAGAAAUCUGCAGCUGUGAAGAUGACACAGUUCAAGGGCUGCAUGGGUGAAGUUUCCCUUAAUGGAAAGGACAUCGGUCUGUGGAACUACAUAGAGAGAGAGGGGAAAUGCGGAGGCUGUUUCAUGAGUCCGCAGGCAGAAGAAACCUCGUUCCACUUUGACGGGAGCGGAUACUCUGUGUUGGAGAAGCCCCUCCGCUCCACGGCCACCCACAUCAUCAUUCUCUUCAAGACCUUCGCACCCAAUGGCCUACUGCUGUACCUGGCCUCCAAUGGCACGAGAGACUUCUUGUCCAUUGAACUGGUGGAAGGGAAAGUGCGGCUUACCUUCGAGCUGGGAUCAGGACCGCUCACCCUCACCACUACAAAAGCCUACAACACCGGCAGCUGGUAUAAAAUCGCUCUGCAGAGGAACAAGCGCAAAGGUUACCUGUCAGUGAUGGCCGCCUAUGCCCCCACAGAGAGAGAGACUGUCGAGGGUGAAUCUCCUGGAACAGCCUCUGACCUAAACCGUUCUGACCGGGACCCCAUAUACAUCGGUGGACUCCCCAGCUCUAGACCAAUCAGGAGGCAGGUUGUUGCACGGUCCUAUGUGGGCUGUAUUAAAAACAUGGAGAUUGCACGCUCAAACAUCGACCUGCUGAGAGAUGCGUAUGGGGUCAGGAAAGGCUGCGUUCUACAGCCAAUCCGCAGUGUCACCAUCUUGAAAGAGGGCUUCUUGGAGUUGCCUCCCCUGGCUUUGGGCCCUCAGAGCGAGCUCAUGGCCACCUUCUCCACCCGCAAUGACACGGGCAUUAUCCUGGCCGGCUUCAACAAGGCAGGAGGCCGUAAGCGGAGACAGACGCGACAGCCCUUCCUAGUGGUCAUGCUGGUACAUGGUCAUUUGGAGGUGCACCUGAACGCAGCAGAGGGUGGGAAUGUUCACAAGGUUGUAGUCAGAUCUGAAUCUGGUACAUUCAAUGAUGAACAUGAUCACUCAAUCAUACUGCAGAGGAACAAGAGAGUAAUAACUGUGCUGGUGGAUGAAGGCCAUCAGGGCACGGUGAAGCUUGGCGCAGCAUCAGAGAAGACCUCUCUGACUCUGUCCAGUCUCUUCAUGGGAGGGGUACCACCAGGAGAGGGCGCCGGUCUGCUGAAGACCACCAAGUCAUUCUACGGCUGCAUCAAGGACAUAGCUUUGAACGCGGAACUGCUGGACUUGUCCAGUGCUCUGCGGUACCAGAAUGUGGACAUGGACAGCUGUCUGUUAGAGGAGAGGCCCAAGCGUAUGGUUCUGCCGGAUGACGGCGACCUGGAACCCGAGCCUACCCCUGGUCCUGUCCAACCACCGGCAGUGGCCUCUACGGCACAAAGCACCCUCCCACUGGUGCCUGCCACAUGUGGAGCUGCAGACCAGACAGGAACCAUCCCAGAAGCCCAUCAGUUUGGCCUCUCUCGACACAGUCACAUGAUAAUUAAAAUCAGUCACCAGUCAGUCAGGAAAAGCUUCUCCAUCCAGCUCUCAGUGCGUACCUUUGCACCCAGUGGCCUGCUCUUCUACAUGGCCAAUCCCAACCAGGUGGACUACGCCACUCUUCAGCUGCUGGGGGGCCGGCUCUUCUUCACCUGCGACCUGGGGAAGAGUUCUGCCACCGCCACGCUCCCCGACCCUAUCAACGAUGGCCAAUGGCAUAGCGUUAAGGCGGUCUUCGGGAAGAAAACGGUGACGGUUAGCGUGGAUGGCCAGGAGUCUGCCCAAGCACACGCGAAGGGAAAGGCCAGCACCUUGGACGUGGAGGGCAAAUUCUACCUGGGAGGAUUGCCCCAGGAGUACACAGCCAAAAAUAUCGGAAACGUGACGCACAGCCUGGCUGGGUGUGUGAGGAACGUGAUGCUGAACAAAGUGUCGCUGGACACACAGAGACCUGUCUCAGCCCACCAUACCUCGUCCUGCUUCACUGAGGCCCAAGACGGCACCUUCUUCAACGGGACCGGAUAUGCUGCAUUCGUGAAAGAGGGGUACAAAGUUGGCUCAGACGUGGCAGUGGGGCUGGAGUUCCGCACCACAGAGCAGAAUGGUGUUCUGCUCGGGAUCAGCAGUGCAAAGGUGGAUGCCAUUGGGCUGGAGCUGGUCAAUGGACAGGUGGUCUUCCACGUGAACAAUGGAGCCGGGCGGAUCUCUGCCACCUACACGGCCAGGGGAGCGGCGCCGGUGUGUGACGGCCGCUGGCACACCCUGCUGGCCAACAAGAACAAGUACGGCCUGAGCCUGUCAGUGGACGGGUCCAUGGUCCACACAGACAACCCGCACUCCCAGUCCACCUCCGCGGACACCAACGACCCUGUCUACGUGGGAGGCUACCCGGGCGAGGUGAAACAGAACUGCCUGACGGCCAGCACUCCGUUCCGAGGGUGCAUGCGUAAAUUCCGCCUCAUUAAGGGUCACCAGAGCGACGCCCACGACUUCAGCACCGCUUUCCAGCUCCGAGGAGUCUUCCCACAUUCCUGCCCUGGACGGACACAUUAACAUUUCCCAAACGCUCCCAAGCCUUUCCCUUUGUAAUCUUUGUAAAGAAAUUAAAUGACUUUUUAAGAAAAGCAAGUAUUUUUUAAUUUGUAAUUUUUUUUAUGAUUCUGGUGAAUGUGAUGUGUAUGCAUUUUGAGACUCAUGCCUUGUUUGAUAGAAUUCAUUUUAUGCAUUCAUGUGGAAUGUCUUAGAAUAUUUGUUAAUAAAAUCCAAUUAAAUUA
Molecule: messenger RNA, 9545 nt
Organism: Conger conger (European conger)
Lineage: Eukaryota; Metazoa; Chordata; Actinopteri; Anguilliformes; Congridae
Gene: lama1
Product: laminin, alpha 1
Exons: 63
Coding region: 52-9324 (3090 amino acids)
Biological process (GO): regulation of embryonic development; regulation of cell migration; camera-type eye development
Cellular component (GO): basement membrane
Molecular function (GO): extracellular matrix structural constituent; signaling receptor binding
Source: RefSeq, a predicted model, not a curated record